AUGUCUAUAGAACCCUUGUUUUGUGCAGCCCUGCAAACCAAUAGAUCACCACUGCUCACUAUAGACAUAGAGGGAAUCACAGACACUCAAACUGCUCUAAUUGAUUCUGGUCCCCCUGCUAACUUCAUUGAUCCCCAAUUUGCCCGUUCUCACAACAUUCCACUCAUUGAAUUGGAUUCCCCAUGCUCUGUCAUUGGCAUUAAUGGCAAACAAGUCCGCAACCCUAUCUGUUUCAAGGCUUGGUUAGUCUUUAGCUCUCAAAACAGGCGAUUUUCCGCCAUCUUCUAUGCUCUUCCCCUUGGAAACAGAAACCUUAUCCUUGGAACCCCAUGGCUCAGAUUGGCUAAUCCAGACAUUGAUUGGACCACUAUGAAAGUUUCACUCCGCUUAGCUACAGAAGCACGAGCUGGCAGCAUCAAUCCUGAGCCCCAGAACCUCCCUGUUGAAUUCCAGGAGUUCCAGAAAGUGUUCAGUGAAGAGUUCUUUACCACACUGCCAGAACAUUGCCCCUAUGACAUUGCUAUUGACCUGGAAGAAGACAAACAGCCUCCCUAUGGCCCUAUCUAUUCUAUGACCCCUGCAGAGAGAGAAGCACUCAAGGAACACAUUGAUUCAGAACUUGCAGCUGGGAAGAUUGUGCCAACCACCUCACCAGCAGGAGCUCCAGUGAUGUUUGUAAAAAGGGCUGAUGGCAGGCUUUGCUUAGUGGUGGACUAUUGCCGGCUAAAUGCCAUCACAAUCAAGGACAGAUAUGCACUACCCAGACAGGACAAGCUAAUUGAGAAAUUGCGCCAUGCUAAGAUCUUCACAAAGCUAGAUUUGAGGAAUGGAUAUCACAACAUCAGAAUCAAGGAAGGAGAUGAAUGGAAGGCUGCAUUUUGCACUGCCCUUGGUCACUUUGCUCCCACAGUCAUGCAAUUUGGCCUUAGCAACGCCCCAGCUGUGUUCAUGCGCUUCAUGAACAACAUAUUCCAUGAUUUACUUGACAUCUCUGUGGUUGUGUAUUUGGAUGAUAUCUUGAUCUUCUCAAACUCAAGAGAAGAGCAUGUGGAACAUGUCAAGGAAGUCUUAUCUUGCUUGCUGAAGCAUAAUUUAUUCUGCAACCCUGCCAAAUGCUACUUCUUUGUCACAGAAGUCACCUACAUUGGUCUUGUGAUUACUCCUAAGGGCAUCUCCAUGGAGAAGGACAAGGUGCAAGCAAUCAUGGAUUGGCCUGAACCCCAAAAUGUGAAACAGGUGCAAUCAUUCCUAGGUUUUGCAAACUUCUACCGUUGCUUUGUUCCCAACUUCUCUUGCUUAGCACACCCUCUGAAUAUCCUUACUCAGAAGGAGCAACCAUGGAUCUGGCUAGUAGAACAGAAGGCUGCAUUUGACGCAAUCAAGGCUGAGAUUUGCAAGGAGCCUGUUCUAGCUCACCCUGAUGAAUCUAAACCUUACACCUUGGAAACAGACGCUUCUGGAGCAGCCAUGGGUGCUGUACUAUCUCAGAGAAAGGAAGAUGGUCAUCUAUAUCCUGUUGCAUUCAUGUCAGCCAGUUUUUCACCUGCUGAGCUGAACUAUGUGUUGUACACCACUGUAAUGUGGGUACUCCCUAGUGGGGCGGGCGCUUAA
Rhizoctonia solani is the source of this 1611-nucleotide messenger RNA. RefSeq names its product Retrotransposable element Tf2 protein. The record is from RefSeq and is a predicted model, not a curated record. The transcript has a single exon. NCBI's taxonomy places the organism in Eukaryota, Fungi, Basidiomycota, Agaricomycetes, Cantharellales, Ceratobasidiaceae. Bases 1 to 1611 code for a protein of 536 amino acids.